Messenger RNA from Salvia miltiorrhiza (redroot sage), 2514 nucleotides. RefSeq names its product putative pentatricopeptide repeat-containing protein At3g18840. The transcript has 2 exons. Gene Ontology annotation, biological process: RNA modification. Gene Ontology annotation, molecular function: protein binding; RNA binding. The record is from RefSeq and is a predicted model, not a curated record. Lineage: Eukaryota; Viridiplantae; Streptophyta; Magnoliopsida; Lamiales; Lamiaceae. The coding region runs from base 250 to 2301 and encodes 683 amino acids.
CAUUAUCCAUUUACAAGUUACAACUAGACCAACACAGGCAGACCGUGGGCCCAUUUCUUGAUCACCGUAGGCGCGCACACGAGCACAUAUUUGAACUCUUUUUUAAGAGUUGUAAUAUUCUCACGAACACAUAUUCGAACUCUUGUUAAGAGUUGUAACUUCUCAAAAUCUGGGAGACAACGCUGUUGAGCAAUUAUACCAAAUUUUGUAUUUAAUUCUUUAAUUGUUCAAUUCUUAAAUGUGGAGUAAAUGAGAUCCCUCAAGGAGGGGCUGAAGUUCCACGCGCACGCCGUCAAAUCCGGUUUUCUCCCAAGAAUCGUCACCGCCAAUCAACUCAUCGAUUUCUACUCCAAACACAGUCUUACCAGAGAUUCCCACAAACUGUUCGAUGAAAUGCCUGACCGAAACGUGUUCUCUUGGAACACCAUAAUAAGCGCCUAUAUCAGAAGCAGAAAUUUAACCAAAGCAAAGGAGCUUUUCGAUUCUUCCCCGCUCAAAGAUUCCGUCACGUAUAAUCUGGUGAUAUCGGGCUAUGCACGCAGUGAUGGUUGUGAAAGUAAUGCUAUUGAAUUGUUCAUUCAGAUGCAGCUUGAUGAAGACGGAGCUAGGAAUGAUGAGUUCACACUGACCACGAUGCUUAAUUUAGUGGCCAAGUUACGGGUUCUGCGGUAUGGCGUGCAGGUGCAUGCGUUUAUGGUGAAGAGCGGGAAUGAUCGGAGUGGUUUCGCCUUGAGUUCUUUGAUAGACAUGUACUCGAAAUGUGGGAGCUUCUGGGAUGCUUGCAGGGUUGUUAACGGACGAGGAGGAGGCGAGGGCAUGGUGGAUUGUGUGGUGAAGAACGCCUUGGUUGCUGCUUGUUGCAGAGAGGGGGAGCUAGAAACAGCGAAAGAGAUCUUCUUGAGUGAUCCCGAGUUAAAUGAUGAGGUGUCGUGGAACACAAUGAUCGCGGGCUUUGCUCAGAAUGGGCGCGAGGAGGGAGCAGUGGAGCUCUUCAAGUGUAUGGCGUUGGAGGGCUACCGUUGGAACGAGCACACUUUCGGCAGCUUGUUGGCAGCUUGCUCUGCAUUGAAGAGCUUGAAGCUUGGGAAGGAAGUUCAUGCUCGGGUUUUGAAGGACGGGAUGUAUUUGAAUCCGUUUAUAAGUAGUGGCAUUGUUGAUAUCUACUCUAAAUGUGGUGAUAUGAGGUCUGCUGAUCGUGUUGUUAGAGCGACCGGGAUGAGCAACGUCUUUGCUGUGACCUCGAUGAUUGUGGGGUAUGCAGCCAGAGGUGAGAUGGGGGAAGCGCGGAGGCUCUUUGAUUCGGCCGUUGAGAGGAAUUUUGUGAUGUGGACUGCUGUCAUUUCUGGCUAUGUGAGGCUGCAGAGAUGUGAGGAUGCUUUUGCUCUGUUCCGUGUGUACGCAGCGGAGGAGGCGACGGGUUUGGAUGGUGUGAUCCUCGUGAGCAUGCUUGGCGCGUGUGCUGUGCUAGCCGGUGUGGAUCCGGGGAAGCAGAUUCACGGUUACAUGUUGAGGGCCGGAGUUGCAGUGGAUGAGAAGGCGAUGAGUGCUUUGAUUGACAUGUAUUCGAAAUGUGGGCUUUUGCUGUAUGCUGAGAGAUUGUUUGAGAGAGUUGGGAUUAGGGAUACCAUCAUGUACAAUGUGAUGAUUGCUGGCUUUGCUCACCACGGCCAUGAGCACAAAGCUAUCCGUCUGUUUGAGGAGAUGGUGGGGCGGGGGCUUCGCCCCGAUGGUGUCACGUUCAUUGCUCUUCUAUCCGCCUGCCGCCACUGUGGGCUAGUCGAAGCAGGUGAGCGUUAUUUUGUGUGUAUGAGUAGAGAUUAUGGUAUAGAGCCUGAGAUGGAUCACUAUGCUUGUAUGGUUGAUUUGUAUGGAAGGGCUAAUGAGGUAGUGAAGGCUGUGGCGUUCAUGGAGAAGAUGCCCAUUGAGCCGGAUGGUGUUGUGCUGAGCGCGUUUCUGAAUGCUUGCAGAGGUAGCAGGAGCGUAGAGCUUGCGAGGGUGGCGGAGGAGAAGGUGGCGGAGAUUGGUGGGGACGAGGGGUCGAGGUAUUUCCAGGUGGCGAGCGUGUAUGCAUGGGGCGGGGAGUGGGGGGAGAAGGGGAGGGUGAUGAGGAGGAUGAGAGAGAAGGAGGUGAAGAAGGUUGCUGGGUGCAGCUGGAUACAGCUUGGUGGUGGAGUUCAUAGCUUUAGGUCAGGUGAUAGAUCUCAUGCACAAGCAGAGGCUGUGUAUUCUAUGCUUACUCAACUCUAUGAUAAACCAAGUGUUGAUGAAGACUCUUCAAUGUUGCCUUUCUUCUCUCCCUAGAAGUUUUGUUUCGGAGACUAUGGAUAGAGGUGUCAACGUGGCAGUUUUUGAGCCGCGAAUUGCAGUUGAAGCUGAAGAAACUUGUUAGGAGGAUACUUGAAGGAAGCAUGUUGCUUCAUCGCUCGCAUCACUACCAAAUAAAAUGGACAAGUAUUAUUGAUUUUUCUUAAAUGAGAGAGAAAAAAGCAUGUUGCUUCAUUGCUUAUUCCUUUA